AAAAAGGCUGGAUCCUAAAGCCGAAACUUUUUUUUUUAAACAAACAAACAAACAAACAAACAAACAGACUCUCCAGUUGGAAGAAGCCACCCAGGAUCAUGAGGACCGUCUAUGGGGCGCUGGAGAGAGGAUGUGGGAACCGACAAGUUCCCUUUCUUUCUCAGACUCCUCCUCUGCCUCACAUCUGCUGGACCAGACAACCGAGAAUUGGUCAGCUUCCAAUAGACAACUGGAAACAGACUGUCACGUGACCUUGGGGUGCCAAUGUUCUUCCAUAGGGGUGUCAAGACCCUGGUAGUCAGUAAAAAUAUUUUUGGGGAAGCCCAGAGAUGCAGAAAACAACAUACUACGACAGCUCAACGCUCUUUGGGGGCUACACCUACCAGGGGGCCAAUGGGUUUGGUUAUGAUGGUCCUCAACAGCCUUUCCAGCCUUCUUCUCACGUGGAGAAUGACUACCAGAGGUCUGCCUGCUCCCUGCAGUCUCUUGGCAACGCUGCCCCUCAUGCGAAAAGUAAAGACCUGAAUGGAAGCUGCAUGCGGCCAAGUUUGCCCCAGGAACAUCACCAGCCUCCACCUGUCUCACCACCCCCAAACUCUGUCACCAACAGCAACAGUAGCAACAGCAAUAACCAGUCCGGGAGCAGUAAAACUGCCCCCAGCAAAUCAAGUCUCAGUGCAAAUGCAAGUCUCACCAAACAGAUAUUCCCCUGGAUGAAAGAAUCGAGGCAAAACUCCAAACAGAAAAACACCUCCCCUAGCACAGAAAGCUGCAGCGGCGAGAAAAGCCCUCCGGGAUCUUCCGCUUCCAAGCGAGCCCGCACGGCCUACACCAGCGCCCAGCUGGUGGAGCUGGAGAAGGAAUUCCACUUCAACCGCUACCUGUGCAGGCCCCGCAGGGUGGAGAUGGCCAACUUGCUCAACCUCAGCGAGAGGCAGAUCAAGAUCUGGUUCCAGAACCGGCGGAUGAAGUACAAAAAGGAUCAGAAGUCCAAGGGCAUGGGGUCCUCCUCCGGGGGACCCUCCCCCACGGGCAGCCCCCCCCAGCCCAUGCAGUCUUCCGCCGGGUUUCUGAAUACCUUACACACCUUGCCUAGUAACUACGACGCCCCAUCUCCGCCUUCCUUCAAUAAGCCCCACCAGAAUGCCUAUGCCAUGUCGACUAACUACCAAAACCCCAUCAAAGGGUGCCCCUCGCAACAGAAGUACGCCAACACGGCGCCCGAGUACGACCCGCACGUGUUACAGGGUAACGGGGGCAGCUAUGGGACCCCCAGCAUGCAGGGCAGCCCCGUGUACGUGGGGGGCAACUAUGUGGAUUCUAUGCCCGCCUCCGGCCCCUCCCUGUACGGCCUCAAUCACCUGCCGCACCACCAGUCUGCCAGCAUGGACUACAGCGCAGCUCCGCAGAUGCCCCCCAGCCAGCACCACGGACCGUGCGAGACCCACCCCACCUACACAGACCUUUCCACGCACCACUCCUCUUCUCAGGGCAGAAUACAAGAGGCGCCGAAACUCACCCACCUGUGAUGGGGGUGGGAGGGCAGAGCAGACUCGUGGAGCUCUGACCCGGGGGAGGAGGGGGGAGCCAACCCGCUGUGGGAUCUGAUUCAGAAACAUUUGUGUUGAGCCCUUAAAGCGAUCGGUUUGGUGGGGCUUUUGUUCCCGGUUUUCUUAGGCGCCGCGUCUUUGGGGGGG
Gavialis gangeticus (Gharial) is the source of this 1697-nucleotide messenger RNA. RefSeq names its product homeobox B3 (gene HOXB3). Lineage: Eukaryota; Metazoa; Chordata; Crocodylia; Gavialidae. Gene Ontology annotation, cellular component: nucleus. Gene Ontology annotation, molecular function: DNA-binding transcription factor activity, RNA polymerase II-specific; RNA polymerase II cis-regulatory region sequence-specific DNA binding. Gene Ontology annotation, biological process: regulation of transcription by RNA polymerase II. The transcript has 4 exons. The coding region runs from base 330 to 1529 and encodes 399 amino acids. The record is from RefSeq and is a predicted model, not a curated record.